Molecule: messenger RNA, 799 nt
Organism: Nylanderia fulva
Lineage: Eukaryota; Metazoa; Arthropoda; Insecta; Hymenoptera; Formicidae
Source: RefSeq, a predicted model, not a curated record
GUAGUACAUUGUUAAAGCAGUUGUACAUAUUGAAAAUAUUUCAUCAUUAUGAUGUACGUUAAAUUAGCGGUCAUCUUCAUUCUUGGAAUCUUUUACCUUGAAGAGAUCCAUGGACAUGGGAUGCUUAUGGAACCCGUGAAUAGAGGAAGUGCGUGGAGAAAAGGAUUCAAAACACCCGUCAACUAUGACGAUGACGGAAACUAUUGCGGAGGUUUAUUUGUAAGUGUGCAUAUAGAUAACGGUGGCAAAUGCGGUCUUUGUGGCGAUGAUUACAGACUGCCACCACCCAGAGCCAAUGAAAAUGGUGGGAAAUAUGGAACUGGUACUAUUGUAAAAACCUACAAACAAGGACAAUUGAUUGAAUUAGUGACUAGAAUUACCGCGAACCAUAGAGGUUUCGUUCGGUAUUCUGUUUGCCCACUGAAUCACGGAAAAGAACUGGAAACUGAAGAGUGUUUCGCUAAGUAUCCUCUGAAAAUGGAAGAUGGUACCGAUAGAUAUGUAUUAAACAGUUCCAACACCGGCGAUUAUACAAUGUAUGCCUAUUUGCCCAAAGAUCUUACUUGUCAGCACUGUGUUCUCAGAUGGGAAUAUGUUGCUGGAAAUAAUUGGGGCAAAUGUAAAGAUGGUACACACAAUCAAGGCUGCGGACCUCAAGAAACUUUUAAAUCUUGUUCCGAUAUUUCUAUUGUGUAAUUAUUUUUUAACAGAAACUAUAUAUCUUAAUUUGUACAUUGCUCUACAAAAAAACACACAUAAUUCUAUGCAAAGUUACAUCUAAUAAGCUUCAAUAAUUUAC